CAAAAGUAGCAGCCAAACUCAAAAUGUCAGUGUGUGUGAGAAAAAAUCUCCCAAACAUGAAGAACGGAGGACACCGAGAUCAUGCUGGAGAGGAGAUGAUCCUGUGAUAGACUGCAGUCACACGAGUGUUUGUGUUUAAUUGUGUGUCACGCCUGAUUGGUGUGUGUGUGUGUGUGUGUGUGUGUGUGUGUGUGUGUGUGUGUGUGUGUGGAUCUGCGCGUGUCUGCAGUGACAGAAGAGGGUUUCUUCAGUCAUGGCAGAAACCGACAUCGACAAAUCUCACCUGCCCGGUGUUUAUGACGUGUGCCAAUGUUUCUCUGUGUUAGAGGACGGUGCUUUGGCUCACAGUCUUCAAGAGCAGGAAAUUGAGCAGUUCUACAGCACCAACAUCCAGAAGAACCAGGCGGUGCAGAACGAUGUUCGUUUGGCCCGGAGGCUGCAGGAGGAAGAGGAACAGCGAUCAGUUCUCCGCCAGGACCUGCAGCAGCUGGAGGAAGAGGACUGCAGAUAUGCACAGAUGAUCCAGAAGGAGCUCCAGAGGUGUGGGGAGGAGGCCAGGAGGCGAGAGAAAGCGGAUGAGGAAAUCGCUAAACAGCUACAGGAAGAAGAAGAAAUGGAGAUGAGACGGCAGAGGGUUGCUGCUGGUUACAAUGACAAUGACUGUGUUUCUCCACUCUGUGAAGGUUUGGAAGUCUGGGAGCAGGUGCUUCAGGACGCUGAGCUGGCCCGUAGACUUCAGGAGAAAGAGGAUAUGCUGCCUCACAGAGAGCAGUUUCCUCAGAGCUCUGGAUCAGAGGUGGAUUUCAUUGCGGCCCAAGUAGCUCAAGAUGAGGAGAUCGCCCACUAUAUGCAGCGCCAUCAGAAAAGAGUCAAAAACCGGCCACAAGACCUAGAGAUCCAGACCAGACCUCCUGAACCAAGAGAUGAAGGAAACACCACAACCAGGAAGUCUCUUCAGAUGUUGCGUGAGAGGCUGAACUCAGACGGACUGCAUUCACCUGUGGAAGAGGAAGACUAUACCAUCGAAAGCCAUCUAGCAAGCCCAUCAUGCACUGAGCUCCGAAACCAACACAUACACAAUAUUGCCGAAGAACUGGACCCAACGUUCAAGGCUAGGAAGCGCGAGAGCCAAAUUUCCACCAGCCCCCCAUCAGCAGGUCUAUGUUUAGCCCCUCGUAACCCGCACAGCAUCUUUUAUGACUAUUUACCAGAACCCACCUUCAUACCACCAACUAAAAGGCAGAGCGACAAAGCAGGACGUCACAAAGCCAAAGACAAGAAAGAGAACUGUAAACAGCAGUGAACAUGUGACUAACUUACUGUAGUGUUGUCUUUUGAGUGUCUAAACAAGUAUUGUAGAAUCCAAUUUAUGGACAUGACGGCACCAAGGGAGAUGUACGUAAUUUAAGAUAAGCACUUACUUUUAAACUAUUAAAAUACAUAGAAGCAAAGUUCCUUCAUUAUAUGAUGAUUAAAAACCUGUUUUAAAGGUAGGGUAGGUGAUUUCGGAGAGGCUAGCAAUAGCAAGCUAGCUUUGAAAGCAUAAGAUCCCACCCUCCCUGCAAAUCACGCCUCCUCCAAAACACAUGACACGAUGAGAGAUGGCAUUGGUGGAGGGUUCAAUGCAUAAUAUUACAAUAAUAACACCUUUCAUCCUCGGUUUAUCUGCAGUAGCGCUACGUAACACGCUGAUGACGUAUCUUGUCUGCUCAAACGUGCGCGGAGGUAUGCAAAUACAUAAGUUGAUAGGCAGGUAGGACAGCCUAUUGGAGCCCUCGGACCGAGGAAUAUGAUUGGACGAACAUUUUAUGGUCCUACUCCUUCCACAGACAAUAUAAAUAC
Messenger RNA from Sinocyclocheilus grahami, 1842 nucleotides. RefSeq names its product coiled-coil domain-containing protein 50-like. Bases 254 to 1303 code for a protein of 349 amino acids. The record is from RefSeq and is a predicted model, not a curated record. The transcript is spliced from 12 exons. Lineage: Eukaryota; Metazoa; Chordata; Actinopteri; Cypriniformes; Cyprinidae.